Trichoderma gamsii is the source of this 1356-nucleotide messenger RNA. RefSeq lists its product as hypothetical. Lineage: Eukaryota; Fungi; Ascomycota; Sordariomycetes; Hypocreales; Hypocreaceae. The record is from RefSeq and is a predicted model, not a curated record. Bases 1 to 1356 code for a protein of 451 amino acids. The transcript is spliced from 2 exons.
AUGGAUACCAGUACUGAUUCCCAGCCAACCAGUCGCGCAAAGCCCAGACGGCAUCCACGGGAACCGCGAGAACAACAUGACAGCACUCUCCAGGUUCGGAGGGAAAAGAACCGCCAGUCGCAACGGCUGUUCCAUGCUAGAAGGGUUACCGAGUUGGCACGACAUGCAAAUCGGAUUUACCACCUGGAGGCAACACUUGAGAAACUAGGCAAUACCUUUAUCCAGCUUGCCGACGAACUUCUAGGCUCCAGUCUACCAAAUGUUGACCCAGCUUUAGGUCAAAAAAUCCAUCUGUUGCUGCAGAACGCUCUGUCUCUCAUAAAGGAAAAUGUGGACGUGGCUGCCUCGUACGACAUGGCCGAGCGGAGUAAUCCAUUGCCGCCUCAACAACAGGAAGCUGCCGCUGAUUUCAAAGACGCAAGCUCUAUACAAGCACACCGCGGUCGUGUUGAAGGUUUACAUAACCACACCGAGCUAUGCAUAGAGUCCAGGGCUGGGAACCUUCUAAUAUCGGAUGCCACCGCUGCUCAUCAUCAGUCAACUAUUGGAGAUAUCCUCGCAAACUGUGAGCCAUCCAAUUGCUUCAACCUAAGCUCUGAAAAUGUAUUCGGCAACGGCUGGAUGCAGAUUCCACGCGUGGUUGAAUCUCUCAACUUGCACGGAUCCGUCAAUCAGUCUCGUCAAGUCUCGAUGAGCCUGAUGGUUGUCAGCUCAUCUUUGUAUUAUGCAUAUCACUCUCUACUUGAAUCAUUUGAUUCGUCAAAUACUAUUUUUCGAUAUGCCCUUAACAUUCACACCCGAGAAGAGCUACUUUUUAAUUUGCGAUGGUUCCUCGGGCCUGGAAACGGCGAAAUGUAUCGCCUAGCCAGCGCCACCUUCAAUACUCUGCCGCUCAAUUGGCCUUCUGAGGUGCCAUCUUUGCAGCCGAUGAUUAACUCAGAGAUCAUCUCUGAUGUAGAUGGUCUCGGUCCCAAUCAUCCGGCUAAUGAGGGCGCGUUUCUCAAUGCCGACCAAGUUACAUCGUACCUAAACUUGGAGUCACUUCGAUACGUCAGAGACGACGUUCUUGAGCUCAUCAUCGACGAUUCUAUUUAUAGUGGAUUUGGUUCUGGUCUCUCGGGGGAGUAUUUCAAAAAUCCGUCUUGUUUUCUCAAUGCAGAUUUGUUCUUUCCAUCGGCUACUGGAGGGCGUUCGAGUAGAGACAAUAUUUCUAUGGCAAUGCGGAAGUCAAGCAUCUUUAUCUCAAAGUCGGCCCUGUUCAAAAACGUGUCAAAUAUCUCGCUCUGUCUCAGCUAUGGGCCCGGAUUCCGAAAGGACUACCUUGAGGGAGCGCUCUCGGCAUCAAUCAUAGGUUGA